AGAACAAACUCAUCUACCCCUAGUGUUUUAUCCUUGAAGAGUGACCGGUCAAUGCAAAUGCCAAUUCAACUUCAAAAUGGAUCAGUUCCAGAGGAAAAAAGGGAUUUACACAGAAAAUCAUGUCAAGAUGCAGAGAAGACUGGUAGCUCUCCUGGAAGAUUCAUGGAAUAUCAAUUUGAUUCAGAAACAGUUGAAGUCAAGAUUCAAAGAUUAAGAUCAGAAAUAAAAAACAGGCAUCUGUACAUUUUUGAAGGAUUUGUAAAGCAGGGAAACUCAACACUCCUGAAAGAGAUUUACACAGAGCUCUACAUCACAGAGGGAGGGAAUGGAGAGAUCAGUAAUGAGCAUGAAAUUAAAAGAAUAGAAAAAACUUUGAAGGCUCCUGCAGGAGCAACGAUACCAAUCAAAUGCAAUGAUAUUUUUAGAGCUUUACCUGGACAAGACAAACCCAUCAGAACUGUGCUGACAAAGGGAGUCGCUGGCAUUGGAAAAACAGUCUCUGUGCAGAAGUUCAUCCUGGACUGGGCUGAAGGGAAAGAGAAUCAGGAAGUCCAGCUCAUAUUUCCACUUCCUUUCAGAGAGCUCAAUCUGAUGAAGGACAAAACACUCAGUCUUUCAGAUCUUCUUCACGUCUUUUUCCCUGAAACAAAAGAAAUAGACAUUUUCAGUGACAAAUAUAAAGUGUUGUUCAUCUUUGAUGGUCUGGACGAGUGUCGUCUGUCUCUGGAUUUUCAGAGCGAUGUGAGGUUGUGUGAUGUAAGUGAAUCAGUCUCAGUGGAUGUGCUCCUGACGAACCUCAUUGUGGGCAAUCUGCUUCCCUCUGCUCUCAUCUGGAUCACCUCAAGACCAGCAGCAGCUGAUCUCGUCCCCUCUGAGUGUGUCCAUCAAGUGACAGAGGUACGAGGCUUCAAUGAUCCACAGAAGGAGGAAUACUUCAGGAAGAGAGUCAGUGAUCAGAGUCUGGCCGAGAGGAUCAUCUCACACCUGAAGUCAUCAAGGAGCCUCUUCAUCAUGUGCCACAUCCCAGUGUUCUGCUGGAUCUCAGCCGCUGUUCUGGAGGAGAUGUUGAGUCGAGCAGAGCGUGGAGAGAUUCCCAAGACUCUCACUCAGAUGUACACACACUUCCUGAUGGCACAGAUUAAUAUUAAAGACACAAAGUACAAUGAGAACAAAGACUCUGACAAAGAGAUGAUUUUCAAACUAGGGAAACUGGCAUAUGAGCAACUGGAUAGAGGCAACCUGAUCUUCUAUGAGGAAGACCUGAGAGAGUGUGGCAUUGAUGUGACAGAAGCAUCAGUGUACUCAGGAUUGUGCACUCAGAUCUUCAGAGAGGAGUUUGGCUUGUAUCAGGGGAAAGUCUUCUGCUUUGUUCAUCUGAGUGUUCAGGAACAUCUAGCGGCUCUAUAUGUGUAUCUCUCUUUCCACAACAGCAGAAUAAACAUGCUUGAAGCACAUGAAUCUGGAUCGUCUGUGACAAUAGUGACUUUACACAAGUGUGCAGUUGAAAAAAGUCUAAAAAGUAUGAAUGGGUAUCUUGAUCUUUUCCUUCGAUUCCUGAUUGGACUUUCUCUGGAGUCAAAUCACAGUCUAUUAAAAGGGCUUUUGGUGAAGAAGACAGACAGCUCCCUGGAAACAGAGAAAACUAUUGAUUAUCUCAAGAAAAAGAUAAAAACAAUCCCUUGCUCAGAAAUGGCUCUUGUUAUGUUCCACUGUCUGAAUGAACUCAAUGAUCAUUCCCUCAUUACUGAAAUCCAAAGCUACCUGACUUCUGGAAAGCUGAACAGCGAAGCUCUGUCCCCAGAUCUCUGGUCGGCUCUGGUGUACAUCUUAAUGACAUCAAAUGAGAAGUUUGAGGAUUUUGAACUUUGUAACUAUGGAAGAUCAGACGCGACUCUGUUCUGGCUGCUUCCUGUUAUCAAGCUUUCAAAAAAGAUCUGGAUGCAUGACUGUAAUAUCACAGAAAUAGGAUGCGUAGUGCUUUCUGCUGUUCUUCCAUCAAUAUCCAAUCUCAGAGAGCUGGACCUGAGCCACAACAACCUGCAGGACUCAGGAGUAGAAAUACUCUGUAUUGGAUUGAAAAGAUCACACUACGACUUAAAAAAAAUACUGAGGAUCCUGGGUUCUGAUGUCUGUAAACCUGAUCUUGAUUUUAUCGUUCUUCCUACUGCUGGACUAGAGGACACAAAGUGUAGGCUGGAAUCACUGAAUCUGAAGAACUGUGGAGUAACAGAAGCAGGCUGUGUUUACCUGAGCAAAGCUCUGAGUUUAAACCCUUCAUAUCUAAAAGUGCUGGACUUGAGCUGGAACAACAUUGGAGACUCUGGAGUGAAACAUCUCUGUGCUGCUCUGGAGAAAGUUCACUGUGCACUGGAAACACUAAAACUUUCAACUUGCAAAAUCAAAACAGAAGGUUUUGGAUCUCUGGCUUCAGUUCUGAGGUCAAACUCUGAGAGAACUGGACUUGGGCAACAACAGACCUGGAGAUCAGGGAGCAGAGCUUCUUUCCGCUGUUCUUCAGUAUCCAAACUGUAGACUGAAAACACUGAGGUUGGACAAAUGUGGAAUCACUGAGAGAAGCUGCACUGCUCUGGCUUCAGCUCUCAGCUCAAAGACCUUCAGUCUCACAGAUCUGGAUCUGAGCAUUAAUGAUCUACAAGAUUCAGGAGUGAAGAAACUCUGUGCUGGA
This is a messenger RNA of Carassius gibelio (silver crucian carp), 2686 nucleotides long. Its product is annotated as NLR family CARD domain-containing protein 3-like. The transcript is spliced from 8 exons. Bases 52 to 2532 code for a protein of 826 amino acids. NCBI's taxonomy places the organism in Eukaryota, Metazoa, Chordata, Actinopteri, Cypriniformes, Cyprinidae. Gene Ontology annotation, molecular function: protein binding. The record is from RefSeq and is a predicted model, not a curated record.